CGCAGCGAACCUCUAUGUCAUCACAGCCUCGCAUUUCUGCCUUGUCCUCUCCACAAUCGACUCAGAUAUUGUUGUUUUAAUUGAAACAGGCCUAGAACACCGACAGUCGUGUGCAAGCGACAGUUCUUAGGGGUAGGUCCAAGAUGAGCUGUGACCCGGCAAGCACACUUCCCAGGUAGGCCCGUUGGUACCUGUGAACUCGGCAUCCAUCAUGGGGCAGAGCUACUCUCUCACGACGCCGUAUGCUGGCUCUGCCGGCAUCGACGUCCCAGAACUGUCAGACCUCGUCCACGAGAGGUCCCUCGGAAGCGCUCGCUUUAUGAAAAGCAUCCGAGCUCGGAAUUACGAUGGUCUAGUCCUCGUCAAGGUCACUGUAAAGCCCCACACGCCCAUGUCCUUGCAGUCGUAUGGCAACAAGAUACUGCUCGAACGAGACAAACUGAGAGACGUUCCAAACGCCCUGGGCUACGAGCGCGCCUUCGAGACCGAGAUGAACGCCUAUCUUAUUCGACAGUACCUUUAUAGCUCCCUAUACGAUCGCCUAUCCACAAGACCCUUCCUGGAGGAUAUCGAGAAGAAAUGGAUAUCUUUCCAGCUUCUAUGCGCUUUGCGCGACUGCCACGCCAGGGAUGUUUACCACGGAGAUAUCAAAACGGAGAACAUACUCGUCACCUCCUGGAACUGGGUCUAUCUGUCUGACUUCACCGGUAGCUUCAAGCCCUCGCGCCUUCCCGACAACAACCCGGCGUUGUAUUCAUAUUUCUUCGACAUAUCAAGUCGCCGGACAUGCUACAUCGCGCCAGAAAGAUUUCUUGCCCCUGGGGAGGAUGCAGAGGACAGCGACGGGAUUACUUGGGCCAUGGACAUAUUCAGUGCUGGCUGUGUUAUUGCAGAACUGUUCCUGGAGACCCCCAUCUUCCACCUCAGCCAGCUUUACAAGUACCGCCGUGGCGAAUAUGAUCCCGUUAUCUCGCAUCUUAGCAGGAUACCAGAUCAAGGCCUGCGGGAAAUGCUCUCGAGCAUGGUGGCGCUGGACCCUGAGAAACGGUAUUGUGCUGAACAGUACUUGGAUGUCUACAAGGGAAAGGUAUUUCCCGAAUAUUUCUACAACCCCCUUCAUCAGUAUAUGGAGUCGGUUACAGAUCUUACGUCUGGGCGGGCGCCCAUCUCGGGAAUGUCGAAGAACCUUGGCGAAGCCGAUGAGCGAAUAGACCGGGUUUACUACGACUUCGAUAAGAUCUCGUACUUCCUGGGUUAUUCCGAUACCAAGGAGACUUCAACACAGUUGUCACAUUUCACCCCCAGGUUAGGACUCGGCCUUCUCCCGGUGAGGCUCAACAUACCCAACAAUGAGCACUACACAUCUAUCACAACACAACCCUCUGCGGAUGAUGGGACCUUGAUCUUUCUCACAUUGGUUGCUGGGUCGCUCCGUAAUACGGCCCGGGCAGCAUCAAAGAUACGAGCAUGUGACGUUUUGCUGGCAUUCUCGGAACGAUUGACAGACGAGGCCAAGUUGGACAGAGUCCUUCCCUAUUUGAUGACUUUGCUCAAUGACGACUCUGAUAUCGUGGCUAUCGCUGCGGUUCGUGCGGUGACGCAGCUUCUGGCCAUGGUGACAGUCGUCACACCUGUCAAUGCACACGUCCUGCCAGAAUACAUCAUGCCCAGGAUGCAGGUGUUUCUGUCAGGCGCUUCCCGACAGCCUGUUCUAGGAAAAGAGCGCAGAGAGCCAACUCUUUUAGUCAGGGCUACAUAUGCAUCUUGUCUGGGGAGCCUAGCAACGACAGCCUCUAGGUUUUUGGAGAUGACUGCCAUUCUGAGAGCGGAAGGAUCCAUUUCUGCCGCUGAUCCCGAGGUUGAAGCCGGGAGUGAUGAUGCUGCCUUUGACAAUUUGUUUGACAACGCGCAACGGGAGCUUGUAGAACUAUUUGAGGUGCACGCAAAAGCUUUGGUCGAAGACUCGGACGCAUCGGUUCGCCGGGCAUUCCUCAGCUCAGUCCCGGAGCUUUGCAUGUUCUUUGGAAGUGCUGAAUCGAAUGAUAUUCUACUAACUCACUUGAAUACCUACCUGAACGAUCGAGACUGGAUGCUGAAAUGCGCCUUUUUCGAUACGGUUGUCGGUAUUGCUACGUUUCUCGGCAGCACAAGUUUGGAAGAAUUUAACCUGCCCCUAAUGGUCCAGGCUCUGACGGACCCUGAGGAGCAUGUUGUGCAAGCAGCGCUGCAUUCUUUAGCAGAGCUGGCCAAGCUCGGUCUGCUGUCCAAACCAAAGAUAUGGGAACUGGUGGAUGUGGUGGGUCGCUUCACCAUGCACCCGAACCUAUGGAUCCGAGAAUCGGCAGCAGAGUAUUUGUCGAGCGCGGCGAAGCUCCUAUCACCCGCGCAAAUCAGGUGCUUGAUAUUGCCGCAAGUUCAGCCUUUCCUGAAAGGCGCCAUAAUCCCUGACUUCUCCGAACUUGGGCUCCUCGACGCGUUAAAGAAACCGUUAUCCCGAACUGUGUUUGAUCAGGCUCUGGUGUGGGCCCAGAAAGCCGAGAAGGGCUUGUUUUGGAAGGCAAUACAGAAACAGAAACAAUCCAUGUUCAACAUGGGGUCUACAGGCAUAGCCAUGAAGUCCUCGCGAGAGUCGCAACCUAUUUUCAUGAGCAAGGUGUUGAAGAACGAUGAAGAUGAGCAGUGGCUUGCACGGUUGCGUAACCAUGGCAUGGCACAAGAGGACGAGUUCAAGCUUCUUGUUCUAAGAGAGUUCAUUUGGCGACUCAGUCAAAUGAGAGGUCGAGACUUGUUGGCUUCGGAUGCUCCAUCAAAGGGGCUCGGCGACAUCGUGAAUGUGCGAACCAUCAAAUCGACCAAAAUACAGAAUGUCAUGUUCGACGAAACAGUGCCUCCCGGCGAACCUACACAGCAACCUAGAACACAAGCGGGUCCGGACGAAGGUCCUUAUACCAUUGCCGAUGCUCUUCUCGAUGCAUCGAUGACCAUUGACGAACCAGUAGGCAGACGGCGGCGAGCUGCCUUGAACAGCCACCGCACAAGGAUGAGCAGCACAGGCGGUGCUGUAUCGCCGCAGAAUAUAGAAAGCAGGGCUUCACUAUCGCCUACACACACCCAACCGUCAUCCCCUACAGGCGGCCGUGCGAGCUUUGACGAUGCGAGACGAGCAUCGUCGACCUCGCGGGGACGUGCGUCAGUUAGGGACGACGAAACGUCUUCACAAGAUCGACCUUACUCAGCCCGCCGUGCGAUCCGUCAUCAGUCAAGUGCACUUGACUUGUUGAAUCGAAAGGACAGCAACAGAUCUGUUCCCGAAACCGGGACCACGGAAACCAACGCGUUUGGGCAGGUUGAAGGGCCUUUUGCUCAGAAUCCACCACCGAGGAUAACACUCCCGGAGAAGAUAGGCGAGAACGGUGAAAGUGGGCCAAAGAGGAAAGUGGCUCAUUCUUACGAAGGCAGCGAUCCCAAUAUUAUGAAGAUGUUGGACGGCAUGUACUUCGAUAACUACCCACACGACAUUGCUGAAUUUGGCCCUCUUGUCACGCCACCAUCUCGGCGACAAAACACCACUAGGCACACCUCACAGGGAGUAGAUGAGGCCUGGAGGCCCACUGGGAAACUAGUUGCAACCUUUGCUGAGCAUACGGGGGCCAUCAAUCGCGUCGUUGCGUCUCCUGAUCACAUGUUCUUUAUAACCGGUGGUGACGAUGGUACAGUGAAAGUGUGGGACUCGUCGCGGCUUGAGCGUAAUGUCUCUCACCGCGCGCGACAAACGCACAAGCACCCGCUCGGCGGCAAGGUCGUUGCGCUUUGCUUCAUCGAACAUACGCACUGUUUCGUGAGCUGCUCGACGGAUGGCACUGUACACAUUGUGAAAGUCGUUGCCAGUCCGUCGGCGUCAUCGACAAAAUACAUGCAACUCCGACUUCUCCGCGAGUACCAGCUACCAAAAGGGGAAUAUGCUGUUUGGUGCACACAUUUCAAGCUCGAGCUUCAUUCCGUCCUCCUCCUCGCUACAACUCGCUCACGCGUGGUUGCUAUCGACCUGCGUACCAUGACACCCCUUUACGCGCUCGAGAAUCCCGUCCAUCACGGCACGCCAACCUGCUUCGUAGUCGAUCGUAAGAGGUUCUGGCUACUCCUGGGUACUUCUCAUGGCGUGCUAGAUCUCUGGGAUCUUCGCUUCAAGCUUCGCGUCAAAAGCUGGGGGAUCCCGGGCAAGUCGCCCAUAUAUCGCCUCGCUCUGCACCCCAGUAGGGGCCGGGGCAAAUGGGUCUGUGUGGCGGGUGGGACGGGCUUGGCCGAGGUGACGGUUUGGGAUAUCGAGAAGGCGACGUGUCGGGAGAUAUACCGCGCCACUGGCUCCUCGUCCAAGGACGGACCGCGUGACUACGUAGGCUGGGACGUUGAUGAAGACAAACCCGAGGGUAUGUUGGGUCGGUUUGCGACUAACAUCGAGCCGUCUGCGAGUGCCGCCGAUCGUUGCAUCAGGGCUAUGAUUGUUGGGAGUGCUUCCAUGGAGGAGCAGCGCGACGUGCGGCAUGGGUAUAUUAUUACGGGGGCUGCGGACAAGCAACUAAGGUUCUGGGAUCUGAAUCGCAUCGAGCAGUCGUGCGUGUUCAGCGGCUCACCAAACGAGGACUCCAAGUCCGUCUUUACAAAUCACAUAUCGCCCCAAUAACCCGGGCUUGACGCUGAACGUGGAGCGCAUGCCCAAGAGUACUGCUUCUGCAUCCUCAACGACCGGUGGGGAACAAAAAGGCGGCAAUAAUAAGAAUAACAGCGGCGAUUAUUCACCUACAGCAGUAACGCCGCCAGCGAAGAAGGGCCGUGAGAAGCCACCGCGGCACACUGUAAUCUCAGCCGAGCAGGCCAGGCUGCUUAGAAGCCAUCUGGACUCCAUCCUCGACGUGAUCGUCCUCGAGGUGCCGUACACCAUGACGGUAUCGGUCGACCGGUCCGGAGUCAUUUUUGUGUUUCAGUAAGGCUGGAGACCUUUCAACCCGUUGGCGGUUCUGAGAGGGCUGGAAAGGUUGGAGGGGUGGGGUCAGAAGUGGGAGGCAAGGAUGUCGAAGGAGGGGAUAAUGGGAUC
Molecule: messenger RNA, 5092 nt
Organism: Pseudomassariella vexata
Lineage: Eukaryota; Fungi; Ascomycota; Sordariomycetes; Amphisphaeriales; Pseudomassariaceae
Exons: 2
Coding region: 212-4681 (1489 amino acids)
Biological process (GO): autophagy of peroxisome; protein phosphorylation; macroautophagy
Cellular component (GO): phosphatidylinositol 3-kinase complex, class III, type II; phosphatidylinositol 3-kinase complex, class III, type I; nucleus-vacuole junction
Molecular function (GO): ATP binding; protein binding; protein serine/threonine kinase activity
Source: RefSeq, a predicted model, not a curated record